Molecule: messenger RNA, 827 nt
Organism: Plectropomus leopardus (leopard coralgrouper)
Lineage: Eukaryota; Metazoa; Chordata; Actinopteri; Perciformes; Serranidae
Source: RefSeq, a predicted model, not a curated record
UGGUGAGGACGGACGGCCUGAAAGGUCGAAGAGGUCGCCUGCCGUCUAAACCUAAAGCUCUUCCGGACUCGUCUUCACCUGUGAGCACCCUCCUGAGCGCCCUCAUCAGGGCGCACGUGGAAUCGAACCCACCGUCUUCUCGCCUUGACUACCUCAAAAUCAAGGAGAGUCCGGGUAGUCCACCGGGAGACGACGCUCAGCACGUGCGGCAGUUUUAUGACCUCCUGACCAGAUCGAUGGAGGUGAUUCGCGGAUGGGCGCAGAAGAUCCCGGGCUUCACCUCGCUGCCUAAACACGACCAAGACCUCCUCUUCUACUCGGCGUUCCUGGAGCUCUUUGUGUUACGACUGUCGUACAGAUCCAACCCGGAGGAAGGGAAGCUGAUCUUCUGCGACGGCUCGGUGUGGCACCGGCUCCAGUGCCUGCGCGGCUUCGGGGAGUGGAUUGACAGCAUCGUCGAGUUCUCCGCUAAUCUGCAGAGGAUGAACCUGGACGUGUCCACCUUCUCCUGCAUAUGCACCCUCGCCCUGGUCACAGCAGAGCGGCACGGACUGAAGGAGCCGAAGAAGGUGGAGGAGCUGCAGAGCAACAUCGUCAAGUGCUUGAAGGACGCAGACGGAGGCUCGGACUGUUGGUCCAGCCAUUUGUCCAGACUUUUGGAAAAAUUGCGUGAACUUCGCACUCUGUGCAUCCAAGGCCUGCAGAGGAUUUUCUAUUUGAAGCUGGAGGAUCUGGUGCCGCCGCCUGCAGUAAUAGAUAAGUUAUUCCUCGACACGUUGCCAUUUUAGAGACGUUAGAGAAUACACACGGGGACGUUUUUGAUUUAA